Molecule: messenger RNA, 2670 nt
Organism: Epinephelus fuscoguttatus (brown-marbled grouper)
Lineage: Eukaryota; Metazoa; Chordata; Actinopteri; Perciformes; Serranidae
Gene: armc3
Product: armadillo repeat containing 3
Exons: 19
Coding region: 133-2670 (845 amino acids)
Molecular function (GO): protein binding
Source: RefSeq, a predicted model, not a curated record
CGUUGCCUAGCAACGGUGUGUCAACCUCCUUUUCCACAACACCAAACUCACAGUCUGCUUCCCGUGGCCGGCUGUCAUAAUAAUUAUGAAACUUAAACUAGACCUUUAGUUUGGAACAAAAUAGGUCACAGAAUGGGAAAGAAAGGGAAGAAGGAGUGCGAAACACCCUGCAAGGAAACGUUUGAGCCACUACCUGUUGAAGGCAAAACUCCAGCAACAGUAGUGCUGCUGCUGAGCUCCCCAGAGGAGGACAUCCUGGUCAAAGCAUGUGAAGCAAUCCACACAUUUGCAGAGAAAGGAGACGAGAACAAGCUUUCUCUGCUGGGACUCGGGGCACUGGAGCCUCUUAGUAAGCUCAUCAGUCACAACAACAAGCUGGUCAGACGCAACGCUUUCAUGGCCCUGGGCAUCAUGGCCGCCAAUGGUGACGUGAAGAGUGCUCUGAAAAAAUUUGAUGUGAUUCCAUCGAUUAUUGACAAACUGUCACUUGAAGAAGACACAGUUGUCCAUGAGUUUGCAACGCUAUGCCUGGCCUCUCUGUCCGUGGAUUGCGUCUGUAAGGUCCAGAUCUUUGACAGCAAGGGGCUGCCACCUCUAAUCCAGCUCCUAUCCAGCCCAGACCCUGAUGUCCAGAAGAACUCAAUAGAUGUUAUCUUUAACCUGGUUCAGGACCACCAGAGUCGUCUGGCGUUACACGAGUUGGCCGGGAUACCUCCAGUUCUGGAACUUUUGAAGUCAGAUUUCCCUGUCAUUCAGCAUUUGGCUUUAAAGACGCUGCGGAGUGUCACCACCGAUAAAGAUACAUGCAAAGCCUUCAGGGAAGAGCAAGGAUUUGAGAAGCUCAUGGAUAUCCUCAGCAACACGGACUUAAGUGACCUUCACACUGAGGCCUUACAGGUAGUUGCUAACUGUGUGGGUGACAGUGAGGGUUUCCAGCUGAUCCACAAGGAUGGAGGACUGACAAGGCUCAUGGAGUUUGUUCUCACCUCCACUGUGCCUGAAAUCCAGUCCAGUGCUGUUAAAUGCAUCACCAGGGUUGCUCAGAGCUCUGAGAACCGCAAACUGCUCCAUGAGCAGAAUGUGGAGAAGGUCCUGGUGGAGCUUCUGUCUGCGGUGGACAUUGGCGUGAAAGCAGCUGCCUGCCAGGCUGUGUCCGCCAUGAGCUUCCACCUAGCCAGCAAAGACUGCUUCAGAGACCUGGGUGGUAUCCCUGCAGUUGUACAGCUGCUGAAUGGCGAGGAUUUGGCGUUGAAAGAGGCAGCUACCCAGGCCCUCUCUAACCUCACACAUAGCAACCAGCUCAACGCACAUGCGGUGUAUGAGGCAGGAGGCCAUGAGAUACUUGUCCAGCAGCUGUAUGCAAGCUGCCCCAGGAUGGUGGCCAAUUCUGCUGCCACACUUGGCAACAUGGCAGGACAGGAGGUCAUCCGCUGCAGUAUCUUGUCAUGUGGAGCCAUACAGGCCCUGGUGGAGCCUUUGAAAUCCACAGAUACACAAGUCCUGGUCAAUGCCACGCUGUGCCUGGUAGAGCUGGCCUGUGAUACAGAUGCUAGGGCAGAGCUACGAAGCGCUGGAGGUCUUGAACCACUUGUCAAUUUGCUGCGCACCUAUCACAGGGAGUUGCUGCACAGUGCAUGCUUGGCUAUCAAUGUCUGUGCCAGUGAUAUGCCCACCGCUGUGGAGAUGUGUAAAUUUGGAGCUCUGGAAAUGCUCCAGGAGAUCAACCAGUCAGUGAAUCGAAGGAGCAGUUUCAGCAAGUUGGCCAUGAUCAGCCUGCUUAACUCCAACUUGUCCGUCAAGUACAGCUUGACAGGUCAUUUGGCCGCCGCUGACAUCAUUACUGAUGGCUUCUAUGAUGCAGGGAAGGCUCGUCCAGGUCAGAGGAUUCUGACUUUAGAGGAACUGUCCAAGCAGCCUGUCGAUGAGCAUCGGCCCAUCAUUGCUGUCAACACAGCAACAGAAGAGACAGUGGAUGUGCCAGAAGAGAGGCAGAGCAACCCAUCAGAAGCAGACACCAGCAGCAAGGGAGACCGCAGGACACCAAGGAAGAAGAAAGAGGAUGACAAACAGAAAGAUGAGACCCAGCCUGAGUCUCCUACAGAAAAACCGUGGAAGAUGAUGGACGACGAAUCGUUGCGGGUUCUAGUUGAAAAGGUCAAAGAAUCCAUCCUCCCACUGAGUGAUGAACGAGAGCAGUAUGCCGCCCUGGCCAGGCUGGUGAGUGAUGCCAUGGGAGGAGCCGUAGAGAUGGAAAAGUUACAUGAAUUCCCAUGGGUGCUGCACCUCAGCGAGCUCAAGUUUCAGCUUCAGUGUAAUGUUGUUCCCAUCGGUUUGAUCAGCAAGGGAUUCUACUGCCACAGGGCACUUCUCUUCAAGUGUCUGGCUGAUUGCAUCGGAAUGAGCUGCACACUUGUUAGGGGCGAGUACAGUCGGGCUUGGAACGAGGUACUCCUAUUCAAUGGGAACAUCUCCAGGAAUGAGCGUUCUUCACAGCCCUGCCGCUACAUAGUGGACCUUAUGCACCUGCCUGGAAGCCUGCUGAAAGCCGCUGGAGGUGUGAUUUUUGACCGGGUCACCCAGCUACCAGCUCGGAUCAGCCGGGGGAGGACCGGCGCGAACUCGCCGCAGCAUGAACAAUCCCGACGCAGCGAGCGCACUUGGCUCCACUGA